Messenger RNA from Colletotrichum tamarilloi, 411 nucleotides. RefSeq lists its product as uncharacterized. The record is from RefSeq and is a predicted model, not a curated record. The transcript is spliced from 3 exons. NCBI's taxonomy places the organism in Eukaryota, Fungi, Ascomycota, Sordariomycetes, Glomerellales, Glomerellaceae. The coding region runs from base 1 to 411 and encodes 136 amino acids.
AUGAGCCGGCUGAAUUCUGUCAAGGUACCUUCGAGGAGCAAUCAAGCCUGUUUAUCCCACCCAGGACGUGUCUUCUGUCUCAAGCACCAAAAGUGGUAUGAGGCGGGUGAAAAGUUUCGGCGACAUGAAAAACGACACCGACGACGGGUCAAAUGCGGUUACGAAAAGUGCUUCAUGACAUUUGCAACAUCCAAGGAGCGGAACGAACACUCUUAUCGCUAUCACAAGAAGUGGUCUAAAGAGAAUGACAUACCUGAUCCGAGGCGACGUUGCCAGGUAUGCCGAACAAAACUGUCAAAGGCGUCCUACAUCAAGAGACAUUUAAAACGAUCUCCCGGCUGCAAUGCAAUCCUCGGAGGAUUGCCCACCAAGGAUCAAACUCUCAUGCUGUCUGACUCCGAGAACGAUUGA